This is a messenger RNA of Dipodomys ordii (Ord's kangaroo rat), 915 nucleotides long. It is a transcript of the gene Tmco5a, whose product is annotated as transmembrane and coiled-coil domains 5A. The record is from RefSeq and is a predicted model, not a curated record. NCBI's taxonomy places the organism in Eukaryota, Metazoa, Chordata, Mammalia, Rodentia, Heteromyidae. Bases 1 to 915 code for a protein of 304 amino acids. The transcript is spliced from 11 exons.
AUGGAAGAACACAAGGAAGACCAGCUAGAUAAUGAGUCAGAAAAAAUAUGUCAGAUCUUAAGAUUGGCCCAGUCAAAGAAGAACAUUAUCAGCUUGAACAUGGACCUCGAAAAGGAUAUGCAGAGGAUAGAUGAAGCAAACCAGGAACUACUUCUGAAAAUCCAAGAGAAAGAAAAUGAGAUUCAGAGGCUGGAAAGUGAGAUCACCCAGACUGGAGACCCAGCAGAGGAGGAGGAGUGGGAGAAGGAAAACCGUUCCUUACUAGAAGAGGAGGCAGCCUUGCAGGAGCUGGAAGAAGAAACAGCCAGACUGGAAAGGAAGAAUGAGACGCUGGUCCACAGUAUAACGGAACUUCAGAGAAAGCUUACAAGGAAGUCCUACAAGACAACCAAGUUCGAACAAGGCAGUCUGGACAGAACCCCAGAAGAGUCAAAGAUGAAGCUGCAGCAGCUGGAAACUUCCUGCACAGACCAAGAGAAGGAGCUGGCCAAGGUAAUGCAAGACUAUGUGCUUGUGGCCCAGCUCUGUGAAGACCAAGCCCUCUGCAUAAAGAAGUACCAGGAAACUUUGAGAAGAAUAGAAGAAGAACGAGAGACCCAAUUCCUUGAGAGAGAAGUAUCAAAAGUCUUAAGCAUGGACUCUGUGAAAAACACUCAAGACAGCCAAAAUCACAAGUAUAAUUCUAUUCUUAAAAGAUCAACAUUGUUCGGUAAAAGGAUUUUUCGUACUCUCUUUUUUACCACUCUAUUUUUCACAAGACUGCUGGGAUACCUAGUCUUCCACUUAAGUUUUAUAAAUCCAGAUAUCCUAGUCAACAUACUGCCCAAAGUCCUGAGCAGGAGCAUCUUGUGGCGGCUGAGAUGUUCCCUCUGUCCAUCGCUCACCCUGGAGACCGAGGGCGUGUUACCUCACUGA